UGCCUGCCUCCCCCGCCCCUCCCCUUCCCUGUUUCUGUCAUCUCGUCGCAUCUCCUCUCGCGCACCGCGACUAGUCCUUCAUCUACCUGGCUGCUCAUAAAACCGUUCCCACUCCAUCGCUGGGGAAAACCACUCGUUCGGCGACCUACAGCCGCUGACGGAACGAUGCCAGGUGCCGAAUAACGUCGAGAAGAAAGAAAAUUUCUUUACCCCUCGCGCGCGUGUCCACCUCGACAAAGUCACGCUCCGAUACGCACGACCAAACGCGCGCACGGGAGAGAGAGCAGUUCACGCGCGGCAGAUGCUUCGCCGUCCUCGUUGAGAUGAUGGCUCUGUGGACGCUCUUCUGCAUCCUCGCCAUUGUGAAAAGCAGUAAUGGGGCAGAUACAGAAGAAAGACUGGUGGAGCAUCUUCUUAAUCCAGCCCACUACAACAAACUGAUCCGACCAGCGACUAAUGGUUCAGAACUGGUCACAGUGCAGCUGAUGGUCUCACUGGCACAGCUCAUCAGUGUGCAUGAGAGAGAACAGAUCAUGACCACCAAUGUCUGGCUUACACAGGAGUGGCAGGACUACCGGCUAACAUGGAACCCAGAUGAGUUUGAUGGCAUGAAGAAGGUCCGUCUUCCCUCAAAACAUAUUUGGUUACCUGAUGUUGUUCUUUACAACAAUGCUGAUGGCAUGUAUGAGGUGUCUUUCUACUCCAAUGCUGUCGUCUCUUAUGAUGGAAGUGUCUUCUGGUUGCCACCAGCGAUCUAUAAGAGUGCCUGUAAAAUUGAGGUGAAGCACUUCCCUUUCGACCAGCAGAACUGCACGCUGAGCUUCCGCUCGUGGACCUAUGACCGCACAGAAGUGGACCUGGUUCUGCGUGCGGAUGUGGCUAGUAUGGACGACUUCACGCCCAGUGGCGAGUGGGACAUCAUUGCUCUCCCUGGCCGUCGAAACGAGAACCCCUCAGACCCAACCUAUGUAGACAUCACCUAUGACUUCAUCAUCCGGCGCAAACCCCUCUUUUACACCAUCAACCUCAUCAUUCCUUGCAUCCUCAUCACCUCGCUGGCCAUCCUAGUGUUCUACCUUCCAUCGGACUGUGGGGAGAAGAUGACGCUCUGCAUCUCUGUGCUACUGGCCCUCACUGUGUUCCUGCUGCUGAUCUCCAAAAUCGUGCCGCCCACGUCUCUCGAUGUCCCUCUGGUUGGGAAGUAUCUGAUGUUCACCAUGGUGCUUGUCACAUUCUCUAUUGUGACAAGCGUGUGCGUGCUGAACGUGCAUCACCGGUCGCCCACCACACACACAAUGCCUCCAUGGGUAAAGUUGGUGUUCCUCAACAAGUUACCCGCCUUGCUCUUCAUGCGGCAGCCACGCAACAGCAGCGAGCGGCAGCGUUUGCGCCAACGCCGGCGUGCCAAUGAACAGCAGGAAGGUGGGAGAGGGGGUCUAGCAGCUGGGCUCAUGGCGGGACUGGGCCUGGGCGGCUCUUCAUCGGAGAGCAAAGAGAACAAUGAAGCGUGCACAUGCUAUGUGAACCGGGCCACAGUUAAACAGUUUGGGGCAGAGUUGGGUGGAGGUGGUGGUGGAGGGGGGUCGACAGAUGGACUAAAUGGGAUAAGGGAAGGGGGGAGAGCGGCCAGGGAAGGAGGUUCAAAUCCAUUACAAAGCUCUGCUCUACCUCGGGCAAAGCAGCAGCCCCCUACGGUCCUCACCCAGGCUCUGCUGGCCCAGGCCUGCCCAGGGUUCGAAGAGGCUGUAGACGGAGUCCGCUUCAUCGCAACCCACAUGAAGAGCGAGGAUGACGACCAAAGUGUGAGUGAGGACUGGAAGUAUGUCGCCAUGGUGAUCGAUCGUCUGUUUCUCUGGAUCUUUGUGUUUGUGUGUGUCUUUGGCACAAUCGGAAUGUUCCUUCAGCCUCUGUUCCAAAACUACACAGCCAAAACUAUCACCAACACACCUGGCUGACUAACCACCAACCCCCGCCACAACAAUGGACGCUAUACCCCAUCAGUUGUGAUGGGAGGGCGAAGGGAGGAGGUGGGGUCUGCUGAAGGAGAGGGCAAAUGUCACUCUGAACUAACCUUAGGUUUAUACGAACCUCUUUUGGAAUCUCACACAGAGUGGGGAUUUAGUCCAGGAUUCUCGUUCAGGCCUCUCGUCCAGUCCACCUUCCCCUUCUUUUAGGUGAAAAACUACACAAGCCAAUUGGAGAGAAUGGAGACACCUGUUUACUUUGCUCAGCAGCCAAUCAGCACUCUUCUCUGCAAAUAGAAAGCCAUCCACCACCCACAAGCUCUGAAAUGAGCAGUCUGCUUCCUCAAGAGUCACAUGACUUGUUACCUGUACAUGCAAGCUAGUCAGACAGAGAUGAACUUCAAUGCCUGUUUUAACAUCAUUUCAGUCAGAUUUUCAUAGUUAAAUCUGUCUUAUUUUUUUCUUAUGGUCUAGUAGCCUGUCAUUCUGAUUUCUGUGCGAACAUACAAGUGUCUGGUCCUUCGAAAUGGGCUUUGAUGCAGUAGUGUAUUAUUAUUAUAAAUAUAAUAAAUGUGUGAAUUGUAUUACUAGUACAACACACAACAUAAAGAGGGAGGAUGCCUGGUGAGAUGUGAGUGACAGUGACUGUGUAUAAAGACUGAAGGUAUGGUGGUACUUUAAAAAGUUAAAUUUGCCAAAAAGGGGGCCCACGGUGGUGUAGAACAGGGUUCCCACCCAUAAAAAUCCUUCCCUAGCUUUGUGAUUUUUUAGUACAACACUGAACAGAUGAGCUCUGAGCUGAAUGAGUCCCUUUAGUCCCUAAAUGUGGUCGGGCAGACUGGCUAAUACAUAGACAGACAAGUCUUAAAGCACCUGUUGCCAUGAUGAAAUUCUGAGCAGUACUGCAUUAUUAGGCCUCCUACACUUGCUUGCAACACAUAAUCGCUUCUCAUGAAAAUAUAAACCAUUGGUUAUGAGCAUUCUCAUAAUCAAAAACACAUUUGGUCAGUGGCUUUUUAGAUUCCUUGAUUUUAUGUCAUAAUUUACUCGAAUUUAAUACUUGACAUUUCCAGAUUCUGUGCUUCUUGUUUGUAUUUUGGCAAAUUUGGUUAUGAUUUAUUUGCAGAUUUACAGUACUCUCAGUUCCAUUUAAUAAAUUUGAUUUAAAUAUUUCACUAAAUAUAAACAUAUAUAUAUAUAUACAUACAUACAUACAAACUACCAUUUAAAAGUUUGGGGUCUGUAAAUUUUUAGAAGCCUUGUUUCAUUAAUUUAAUCCAAAAUAUAGUUUAAACUGUAAUAAUGUGAAAUUUUACAAAUUAAAAUAAAUAUAUAUGUAUAUAUAACCUAGUGAUAAUUCAUAAAAACAUAGUGAGGCAAUAUCAUUGCUAGCUGUUUCCUCUGCUAAUCGAGCCUCCAUAUCCUUCUUCUUAUUUGCAUAUCUUGACCCUUAUGAAAUCAAGGGCCACUAGCUGGCAGUUAAGACUUUAAGUGUGGCUUUCUCAGAUUCAUCCAUAUGGUUCAUUAAGCAGGGAAUCUCCAAAACUCAUCUUUCAGAAAGCAGAUUAUGCAAACAUGUUCACCCAUGGAUUAAACAUUUUUCACGAUUAUAUUUCCUGAGAGCUUCAAAUGACCUCACACUCAUGCUUUGCCUUUUCAGCCUUUCUUCUCCUCUCAUAUUUCCCUCACCAGGAAUGCUCUGCAAAAAGCCCUAUUACAAACCACAAAGCAGCAUAGUACAGCUGCUCUAUUACAUUAACAUAUCAUGACCAUUAGCUUUUAAAAAAUUAAACAGUAUAAGGGUGAAAGUCAAACUAUGAAUGCAUUACUUUUGUCUUUGUUUGGGCUCCAAGUGGCAGGAAGUCUCCAGUGACUCACAAUGUCUGUGUUCACAGCGUGACAUCAACAACGAGACAUAAGUCAGUAUUCACCACACAGAGUCCUGUCUCUAUUCAUUAAAGCAUUCUGUCUGUGAGAGCAUGCAAAACGGCUUUCAUAACCAUAAGUGCUUAAGUCGCUCUAAUUCAUCAAAGGAAAAAUGGAAUGAAGAGAAGAGACAAAGGGAGGAGUGUUUCUCCCUAUGUUAUCUCAUGUCACACUCACAAUCAAGUCAACCUGUUCAAUAAUGCAAUAAUCCAGAAGUGUGACAUCACAAUGAUUCUGUGUCAAAAUAUCUUUGUUGACCAAUAAGAGUGCACCGUCUUAUUCACACUAAUGGCACUUAAAUGCCCGUCUCCUAUCCUCACCUCCCUCUUUUGGGUGACCGAUCACAUUUAUCCUGUCAAAUAAAGAUUAGAAAUUCAUCAUCUCUUUGUGUUGGACAAUUCUUGGCCUAUUUGCACAAAUAACACUUUGUUAUUUCUCUGUUAGGGAAAGUUGAUCUCAAUUUUUUGCACUGAAUGCAAUGUCUUUUUCACUUCUGUUUAAAUUCUCUAACAAGAUGGACAAGAGGACUUGGCUUUUGUGUUGUUCUGCUGCCCAAGGACUUGUUCACCAGUCUCUGAACUCACAUCCAUUGGCACUGCCACCUCCUGACAACAUAAUAAAUUCAUGUCUUAUUUCAA
This is a messenger RNA of Cyprinus carpio (common carp), 4528 nucleotides long. RefSeq names its product neuronal acetylcholine receptor subunit beta-2. Gene Ontology annotation, biological process: monoatomic ion transmembrane transport; nervous system process; chemical synaptic transmission. Gene Ontology annotation, cellular component: neuron projection; synapse; postsynaptic membrane. The record is from RefSeq and is a predicted model, not a curated record. Gene Ontology annotation, molecular function: transmembrane signaling receptor activity; acetylcholine-gated monoatomic cation-selective channel activity. NCBI's taxonomy places the organism in Eukaryota, Metazoa, Chordata, Actinopteri, Cypriniformes, Cyprinidae.